This is a messenger RNA of Periophthalmus magnuspinnatus, 4869 nucleotides long. RefSeq names its product multidrug resistance-associated protein 1-like. Gene Ontology annotation, biological process: transmembrane transport. Gene Ontology annotation, cellular component: membrane. Bases 1 to 4869 code for a protein of 1622 amino acids. Gene Ontology annotation, molecular function: ATP binding; ABC-type transporter activity; ATP hydrolysis activity. The record is from RefSeq and is a predicted model, not a curated record. The transcript is spliced from 32 exons. Lineage: Eukaryota; Metazoa; Chordata; Actinopteri; Gobiiformes; Gobiidae.
AUGGAAGCCGUGUGUAAGCUCAGUGGACUGGAUCCAUUAUGGGACUGGAAUCUUACGUGGUACACCGAGCGGCCAGACCUGACCCAGUGCUUCCAGCAGACAGUCCUGGUGUGGGCACCAUGCAUUUACUUAUGGACUUGUUCUCCAUUUUACCUGCUCUACCUGCUGCUCCAUGCACCUGGCCCCCGGCUGCCCCUGUCCUCCUUCUGCUGCGUGAAGACAGCCUUGGCUGUCAUCCUGCUGUGCUGCUGUUUGGUGGAGCUCCUAUACAUUUAUGCUCUAAAAGAAGAGACCCAUCGCAAUGUUGUGUUUCUGCUCGGCCCACUGCUCCACAUCAUCUCACUGGACCUCACCCAGACCCCCAACCAGGCCCUUAACCAGACCUUCACCCAGAUCUCCAACCAGGCGUUCCAGCAGGACUCACAACCAGGCCCUCAACCAGACUCUCAACCAGGCCCACGACCAGGACCCCCAACCAGAAUUCAACCAGGCCUUCAACCAGGCCCUCAUGACCCUGAUGAAGAGUGCUGUGGUUGGCAGGUGCUGGCAGUGUGUGUGAUCCAGGUGGAGCGUCUAAAGGGAGUGUGCUCCUCCAUCUUGCUCUUCUUGUUCUGGCUCCUGACGGUUCUCUGCUCUGUGGUGCCUCUGAAGGUGGCUGUGGAGCAAAUUAUCCACCAAGUAAAGCAGACGCAGAGGCACACGGAUCGUGCUGUGGAUCUUUAUUGUCGGUUACAGCAAUACAGUCAGGUGAAAGGCAGUGUUCAGCAAAAUUCAAAGCAGAGUCUAAGCUUCUCGUCUGACCCGGUCCGCUUCACCGUGCUCUUCUUGGAGGUGUUGCUUCAGUUUGUUCAGAUGCUCCUCAGCUGCUUCUCAGACCCUCCACCCAUGAGCAAAACUCGCCCGGCUUUGAGGAGAUGUCCUGAAGAGAGCGCCUCGUUUCUCUCACAGUUCUUUUUCUUCUGGUUUAGCAGUCUGGUGCUGAAGGGCUGUUGCUGCCCCCUAAAGGCUGUGGACUUGUGGGCUCUGAGGCAUCAGGACACCUCAGCACAGAUCAUGCAGGAGGUGGAGCUGAUGUGGGCCAAAGGACACCAGGAGACUAGGUACGAACACAACGCAGUUUGUGAUAGUCUUCUGUGCAGUGCUGGACUUGAGGCCUGUGGAGGUCUCUCAGAGAAGAGUCGCCUCCUCCAGCCUGAGGAGCAGAGGCAGAACCUGAGCUGGCUCCUCCUGAGGACCACAGGGCGGAGCUUCGGACUGUACUUCCUGUGUGGGACUGUGUGCCUGCUGCUCCAUGACGUCGCCAUGUUCACCGUGCCCCAAGUGCUCAGUCUGUUACUGGAGUUCAUGCACGACUCUUCCUCCCCGGUGUGGAAGGGCAUCCUGUUUGCCGUGCUCCUCUUCCUCCUCUCGUGCGUCCAGUCUCUGCUCUUUCAUCAGUACAUGUACCACUGCUUCACUGUGGGCAUGAGGCUCAAGACUGCACUCACCGGCCUCCUCUACAGGAAGUGCCUGGUGAUGAGCAGUGGAGCACGUAGACAGUGUGCUGCUGGGGAGGUCAUCUCUCUGGUGUCUGCAGAUGUCCAGAAGCUCAUGGACCUAGUGGUCUACAUCAACAGUAUCUGGACUGCUCCGCUGGAGAUCGCACUCUGUUUCUACUUUCUCUGCCUGUUGCUGGGUCCCUCGGCUCUUGCUGGACUCUCUGUGGUUCUUCUGCUCUUUCCUCUGAAUGGUUUCAUCACCACUGUGCGCACUAAACUACAGGAGGUCCAGCUGAGUUUCAUGGAUGGCCGCAUUAAGGCGAUGACAGAGAUGGUGUCUGGAAUGAAGAUCCUGAAGUUCUAUGCCUGGGAGGAGGUGUUCCAGAGGCAGGUGGAGGCUCUGAGAGAGGGAGAACUGAGCGCGCUCAGACGCUCCCAGAUCCUUUACUGUGUGUCUCUGGCCUCCUUCACCUCCUCGUCCUUCCUGGUGAUGCUCACUGUGUUUGGAGUCUAUGUUCUGAUGGACCAGAGGAACGUUCUGGACGCUCAGAAGAUCUUUGUGUCUGCUGCUCUCAUCAACAUCCUGAAGACUCCACUGAGCCAGCUCUUGUUCGCCAUCAGUACAGCGGCACAGGCUUUGGUUUCUCUCAAACGUAUCACCAACUUCCUGCAACAAGACAAGGUGAAAGAGGACAGUGUGCGCAGGCUGGCCUACAGUGCAGACUGUGCCCUGUCUAUCCUCUCUACAGACGCUCCAGCUGUAGAGGUGCAUGCUGGGUACUUCUCCUGGUCCACAGACUCCCCUCCUUCUCUGAGCAGUAUAAAUGUGAUGGUGGAGCAGGGGGCCCUGGUGGCCGUGGUGGGACCGGUGGGCUCGGGGAAGUCCUCUUUACUGGCAGCCGUCCUGGGGGAGAUGGAGAGGAGGAGUGGCUCUCUCAGCACCCGAGGCUCGGUGGCCUUAGUCCCUCAACAGGCCUGGACCCUGAAUGCCUCGGUGAAGGAGAACAUCCUGUUUGGAGCUCCUCGCUCAGAGGGCUGGUAUCACCGUGUGCUGGAGGCCUGUGCUCUGCUGCCCGACCUGGACCUGCUGCCUGCUGGAGACAGCUCUGAGAUCGGAGAGAAGGGCGUGAACCUGUCUGGGGGGCAAAGGCAGAGAAUCAGCCUGGCCCGGGCCGUCUACAGGAAGUCCGACAUCUACCUUCUGGACGACCCUCUGUCAGCUGUGGACGCUCACGUGGGACAGCACAUCUUUGAUCGAGUCAUUGGACCCAACGGGCUGCUCCGGGACAAGACCCGGAUCCUGGUGACCCACGGGGCGAGCCUGCUGCCCCAGUGUGACGUGGUGCUGGUGCUGGAGGAGGGACACAUCUCUGAGAGUGGCUCUUUCUCUCAGCUCAUGGAGAGGCAAGGCGCCUUUGCCAAGUUCAUCCAGAUGUUUGGCGUCAGACCACAGAAAACAGACGUCCAAGCCCGUGAACGAGGCAGCAGAAGAACCAGGUCCAGGUCUUUGUCUCGUCUAAGUAUGACUGAGUUCUCCACUGACCUGUCCCAGGAACAGCAGCUUCUCAGCUGUGACCUGAGCAGUGCCAGCACACAGCCCCUCCUGGACUUUGCCCCAGAGGAUCCUGGGAAACUGACCGAGAUGGACAGACCUCACACUGGACGGGUGCGCCUGCAGACAUAUAAGGAGUACUUUGAGACCAUUGGGCUGGCCUUCCUCCUGCUCAUCGUGCUGCUGUAUGCGUUCCAGCAGGGAGCAUCUCUGAGCUUUAAUUACUGGCUGAGCAUGUGGGCAGAUGACCCUCCAGUGAACGGGUCCCAAACUGACCAUGACCUGCGGCUGGGAGUGUUCGCCACGCUGGGGCUGAUGCAGGGUUUAGCCAUGUUUGCCACCACCUUGGCCAUCUCUUUAGGGGGCAUAACCGCAUCCAGACAUCUCCAUGGUGAUCUGCUCCAGAACGUUCUGCGCUCUCCCAUGGUGUUCUUCGAGAGCACCCCGAGCGGGAGCCUUCUGAACCGCUUCUCCAAAGAGAUCGACGCCAUUGACUGCAUGAUCCCCGACGGCCUGAAGAUGAUGCUCGGCUACCUGCUCAAACUGCUGGAGGUGUGCAUCAUCGUGCUGCUGGCCACGCCCCUCAUCGGACUGGUGCUCCUCCCAUUGGCUGUGCUUUAUGUCCUCUUCCAGAGGUUCUAUGUGGUCUGCUCCUGUCAGCUGAGGCGUUUGGAGGCGGUCAGUCGAUCUCCCAUCUACACUCACUUGAACCAGAGUGUCCAGGGCGCAGUGGUCAUCAGAGCCUUCAGAGAGCAAGAGCGUUUCAUCCAGUCAGCCAACCAGCACAUUGACACCAACCAGGAGGCGUACUACCCCCGCUUUGUGGCUACAAGAUGGCUGGCGGUGAACCUGGAGUUUCUGGGGAACGUCCUGGUCUUAGCGUCCGCUCUCUUCUCGGUGCUUGGGAGACAUGAGCUGAGUUCUGGAAUAGUGGGGCUCGCCAUUUCCCAUUCCUUGCAGGUGACAGGUGUGCUUAGCUGGAUCGUCCGCUCAUGGACAGAUGUGGAAAACAACAUUGUGUCCGUGGAGAGGGUGAAGGAGUACGCCCACACCCCCAAAGAGGCCCCCUGGAGGUCUGAGCUUGGGGCCCUCUCUCCGCUGUGGCCCUCCUCUGGUUCCAUCAGCUUUGAGGACUUUGGACUACAGUAUCGCCAAGGCUUAGACUGGGCCCUCAAAGACAUCGACUUCCACAUCCAGGAUGGAGAGAAGAUCGGGAUCGUUGGUCGGACUGGAGCUGGGAAGUCCUCUUUAGCUCUGGGAUUGUUCAGGAUCCUGGAGGCAGCGAACGGGAGGAUCUGCAUCGACGGAACUGACAUCUCCCUCAUCGGCCUCCACGAUCUAAGGUCCAGAUUAACCAUCAUCCCCCAGGACCCCGUGCUUUUCUCUGGGACCGUCCGUAUGAACCUGGACCCCUACGAGACCUGCUCUGACUCUGCUCUGUGGGACGUCCUGCAGCUGUCCCACCUCACCACCUUUGUGUCCAACCUCCCCAACAAGCUGAACCAUAUGUGCAGCGAAGGAGGAGAGGACCUCAGUGUGGGUCAGAGACAGCUACUGUGUCUGGCCCGGGCCCUGCUGAGGAAGAGCCGUGUGCUCGUGCUGGACGAGGCCACAGCAGCAGUGGACCUGGAGACUGACCGGCUCAUCCAGUCCACCAUCCGCACACACUUCAGGGAGUGCACUGUCUUGACCAUCGCCCAUCGACUCAACACUAUACUGGACUACAGCAGGGUGGUGGUGAUGGACCAGGGCUCAGUUGUGGAAAUGGCUCCCCCUGCAGUUCUCCUCCAGCAGCGUGGACACUUCUACAGGAUGUGUGUAGAGGCCGGCUUGGUUUAG